Ectocarpus siliculosus is the source of this 2763-nucleotide messenger RNA. The record is from the annotation of a GenBank genome assembly. Lineage: Eukaryota; Phaeophyceae; Ectocarpales; Ectocarpaceae.
AUGAACUCCGCGCUCUUUCACUCGGCGAGACCGGGAGACAUCCGAUCUGGCCGAACAGCCGGAGGGUUGGGCGGGGGAGGAGGGGGCAACAGCGGUCGUGUUGGAAUGCGAGAAGCGGCGGCGCUCGCGAAGGAGAUGGGCUUUGGGCAAGAUUUCGGUCCACAGGCUGCAAACAUGUGGAAAAUGCUUGACGACCUCGCCGUCACCGACAGCGCUGCGUAUGCAGAAAUGGCCAAAGCUGGUGCACACGCACUGCGUAAGCCGAAGGGAAAGUUCUUCACCCCCAUUCCGGGUUUCGUGGUCAAAGCAUCGCUGCAACGCCCAUGGGCCCCUCUGCCAAGUGCCGUCGAUGGCGGCGUCGGCGGCGGCACGGGCAAGGUUGUGGAAAACGCCGCGGUUGGCACCAAGGUGUUCAUCAACCUCUGCGAGCAUGAAGGAGUGUCGCCCCCGAUCGACCAGACCGAUAGCCCCGUCGACGUGACGAAGGAGGGUCGGAACGCGUCGGGACUACGGAUUCCGAUGUUCGUGAGCCGCGUGAGGGAGACCACCGACCACAGCGACGAGAGAGCGCUCGCCGUGGACGUGGUUUUUCACCCGUGGGUGCUUCGCUGCAGCAAGGGGGAGCCUCGAUUCCGGGAUCAGGUCGUCGCACUUGCGGCAGGCUGGAUAACCAAGGAACACCCCGGCUUGGUGGUCUCCCAGCGGCGGAAGCUACUCAAGCUCUGCACCUACAAGGGCGGGGACGGAGCCAAAGGGGGAACGCCUGUCCCGUUUCCCGCGGGCGAUGCCUCCUCACAAGCCGAUCCCCUGGAAGAACGGACGCGCGGGAGUGGCGGUGGACCAGCUGCCGGAGUUGGCGGCAGCAGCGGCGCAGGCGGCGGUGGGCUCCUCGAUGACCCGAAGUCCCUCCUGGCGGCCAUCAGGAGCUCCGAGCCCGAUGGCGAGUCAGGGGUUGGCGGAAAUGGCGACAGCAAAGAAGGAAAACAGGAGGUGGCGACAGCGUCAACCGUUGACGGGGGCCCGACAGGACGAGGAGAGGGAGAUGGAAUACCGGGGGCACUCGGCCUCAACGCCCACGGCGGCUACAGGAAAGGAGGCGGAAACAGGAACGCCUCGGCCACGCGCGACAUCUUACUCCCCGGAGCGCUCGCGGGACUAGCGUCCGAUAGCGGCGACAGAAAAAGGACAGAAAACGGCCUGAAUGAGGGUCGCCGCGGCCCUCUAAUUUCCGAAAUCGUACCCGACACCUCGACGACGACAGCACGUGCUGGUGAUGGAGGAGAGGCACUGCGCCAGGUUAGUGAUGAUUCCAGGGCAGUCGAUGGAUGUCAGGGUCAGGAGCCGGGUGUGGAGCGGAAGGUUGGCAAAAAAUCGGCGCCCGUAGUAAAGAAGGGUUUCCUGUCGUCUUUCAAGGUAGGGGGGAAGGCGGGGCUGGAGAGGGCGCCGCUUUACCCGCCCGGUGGGUCCGAGAACGGAGCCGAGCCGUCGGCCUACGCGAAGCUCAUGAGCCGCUGCAAGGUGGUGGACACCAGAGACCACAGCAAAGAGGAGAUGGACGCGGCGAUGAAGGCCCACGCUGGCGGUGGUGCACCGCUUCGGCCUGCUUCGCAGACCCCCGAACCGAAGCCUUCCCCUACACCUACCGCCGGGCGCGCCGGACGCAAGCCGGCGGCAUCUGCGGCCGUGAAGAAGGGGUUUCUCGGAGCGGGCGUUGGCCGUGGUAGGAUCAAGGGCGAGGAGGGGGGAGGGAGGGGUGAUGCACGCGGUCGAUCAAGCAAGGUGGAUCGUGAAUACGAGCGUCUCGUGGCGCUCGCCGAUCCCGAGAUGGGCGACGGCACAGGUGGCAAGCCUUCACACGGCGGAGAAGAAGACCCCAUGACGGAGCAGCUCGCACAGCUAGCCAAGAUCCUCGGGCCCGCGGCACCUCUGCCAGAAACGCCCUUCGGCCCUGGAUGCGCUACUGCUUCCUCCUCCUCUUCGUCAACUCGGCCGUCAACAUCGGUGGCCGUACCAAAGGCGUCCAACCUGGCGGCAGACGCCACCGGGGAUACGUUACCGCCCUCCCGCAGCGCUAAGCGGUCAGAGGGAGGGGCUGACGGCGGCGCCGAUGGUUCUUGUGCAGCGCGAAACAAGCUUCCUACGUCAGCCCCCAAUCAGGGUUCAGAGGAGGGGCGUCAAGCAAUACUCGCAAGGGAAGCGGUAGCACCGGUGACGACGGCACCUACGACGGAGAUGGAGGGGCAACCACCCCUACCGGCACCAGCCCCCACAAAUACAGUUUCCCCGGCCGGUGUCGAGGAUGCCGAGGGCUCCCGCUCGUGCCGCCACACCCAACCGCUCUCGCCUGCUGUCUCUGCCGCUGCACUAAAGGAACGCGAGCCGGUAUACCGGAUCGAAGAGCUAGUUUCACGUACGUCGGAAGACGCACGUUCAGGGUCAGACAAUGGCGGUGGAGGGCGCAAAGCGAAGCGGGCCUUCCAGGUAACCAUCGACCUGCCGGAGAUGAAGGAGUCCGCGGGAACGAAACAGGGAAAACAGGCGGGGGGAACUACAAGCACCCGGAGCAGCGGAACGGCGGGAAAGAGGACGGGACCGUCCUUGUCGGAUGUAGAGCUUGAUGUUUCGCCGGCCUUCCUCCAGCUAAAUGUCCCGGGGAAGUACCAGCUCCGGCUGGAGAUGCCGUGCGUUGUGGAUGAAGACAGCGUGACCGCCAAGUUUAGCAAGUCGCAGGCGGUGUUGAAGGUUUCGAUCAGAGAAAAGUAA